UGGAGAGUGGCAGGUUUAUUUUUAAGGUGCCAAGAGAAAAUCUCCAAAUUUACGAACCCAUUCGGCCCGUUCUUUCUCCAGCAGUUCACUCUUCCAUUUGAACCAGAACCGCUCUCACUGGAACUCAGGCACAGAUAAGGAGUACACCACCGCACACGCCGCCCCAGAAAAGAAAUUGAGAUGCUGGGAAGAGUGAGGAAGGUUUCAGGCCGGGGAGAACCAGUUGCAGCAAACUAUGCAUUUGGUCCUUCUGAAGAUGAUGUAAUCAUCAAACACCGGCUUCUUACCCGUACAACAACCACUCGAGGUGAACCUCCGUUGAAGAAGCUUCAAAAGAAAUUCACCUCGUUCGUUUCCGAGGUAGAUAAAGACGAAGAUAACUACAAUGACUGUGAAAAGCUUGCUAGAGCUUUUUUGCAGGAGCUUACUACAUUUGAGAUUCCCCUUUUGAAGAGUAAAGCAAUUGUUGAGGCUAAUGUUAGGGAGAAGGAUAAUUUCAAUGAGUUGAAAGAUGAAAUGAAUCGCCAGAUCUUGCAGGCGCAGGUUGAUAUUGAGGAUCAUAAGAAGCAAUUGGAAGAGAGUAAGGUUGAGAGACGGCAUAAGGAGGAGUGUGAGGCUAUUAGGAAGUUGAUUGCUUUGCAGCCGCCGAGAUCUGAGACACAGAAGGUUAUAACUGAGUUGGAGAAAGAAAUAGCUGCGUUGGAUGCUGAGAAUACGGCUGGUUCGAGAUUGUUGGAGCUUCGGAAGAAGCAGUUUUCACUUUUGUUGCAUGUGGUGGAUGAGUUGCAGAAUACAAUAGAGGAAGACCAAAAGAGUCUAAUGGAGGAGAUGAGAAUAGCAACCGAGGAGCUUAAGAAUGGGAUAGAGGACACAAGUGGGGGGUCGGAAGCAAUGGCAGUUGAUCAGUAACUAAAUUGAAAGUCUCACUGUUGUAGCAUCUCUUACUUACACUUUGUUCUUGGUGUUUUUCUACCGUGGUUAGGAACCACGAACCAUAUAUGUAAAUGAAAUGUCAAUGUUAUUGUGAUAGACUUUAGAACUUUGUAACAUUUGCAUUUUGAUUGGAGUUUUCUAUGAA
Messenger RNA from Lathyrus oleraceus (garden pea), 1078 nucleotides. Its product is annotated as THO complex subunit 7A. The transcript is spliced from 3 exons. Gene Ontology annotation, cellular component: THO complex part of transcription export complex. Gene Ontology annotation, biological process: mRNA processing; mRNA export from nucleus. NCBI's taxonomy places the organism in Eukaryota, Viridiplantae, Streptophyta, Magnoliopsida, Fabales, Fabaceae. The coding region runs from base 181 to 909 and encodes 242 amino acids. The record is from RefSeq and is a predicted model, not a curated record.